This is a messenger RNA of Ostreococcus lucimarinus CCE9901, 1008 nucleotides long. RefSeq lists its product with no specific name. The record is from RefSeq and is a predicted model, not a curated record. Gene Ontology annotation, cellular component: nucleolus. Gene Ontology annotation, molecular function: rRNA binding. The coding region runs from base 1 to 1008 and encodes 335 amino acids. Lineage: Eukaryota; Viridiplantae; Chlorophyta; Mamiellophyceae; Mamiellales; Bathycoccaceae. Gene Ontology annotation, biological process: rRNA processing; ribosomal large subunit assembly. The transcript has a single exon.
AUGAAGAACAAGAAGAAGCGCCAAGAGCGCGCGCGCGCGGACGAAGACGCCCUCGCCGAGCUCCGCGCGCGCCCCGCGAGCGCGCUCGGCGACGUCGCGAGCGACAGCGAGGACGAAACCGUGAACGACGCGCACGCGAAGCGACGACGCGCGAGCGUCGUCCCGGGCACGGGCUACGUCCCGGAGGGAAAGGCGAAGAGCGUCGACGCGAGCCUGGUGAAUAAAAACGAAAAGACGCUCGUGCUGACGAGCCGAGGGGCGACGUCGAGGUACAGACACCUGAUGCUGGACCUGCUGACGCUCGUGCCGAACGCGAAGAAGGACGCGAAGUUGGACACGAAGAACGAGAGAAACGUCGUCGUGGAGGCGGCGGAUCUGCGAGGAUGCUCGAGCGCGAUGUUUUUUGAGUGCAGGAAGAAACAAGAUUGUUACAUGUGGCUGGCGAAGACGCCGAGCGGGCCUUCGAUUAAAUUUCACGUGGAAAACGUGCACACGAUGGCGGAGCUGAAGAUGACGGGGAAUCACUUGAAGUUUAGUCGACCGUCGUUGCACUUCGCGCCGGCGUUCGAUGAGACGGCGCACAGACGGUUGAUAAAGGAAGCGUUGAUUCAAACCUUCGCGACGCCGUACCGACACUUCAAAUCUAAGCCGUUCUACGAUCAUCAAAUGUGCUUUUACUGGGAGGACAAUCGCGUGUGGUUUCGGAAUUAUCAAGUCGUCCAUCCCGCGGGGAAGGAGGUGAAAACCCAAGGCUUGACCCUCUCCGAGACGGGUCCUCGGUUGUGCUUGCACCCGAUCAAAAUCUUCGCUGGCGCGUUCGGCGGCGCGGUAUUAUUCGAGGACGAAACCUUUGUCUCCCCGAACGCCCAGCGCGCCGAAUCCAAAAAGCGCGACGUCACCAAGUACCAACAAAAAGUUCAAAAGAAGCAAGCGCGCAAGGCUCACAAACACAUGAACCAACUGCGCGGGGGCGAAUUGGACGACUUAUUUCGCGACGGCGACGACUGA